UAGCACAACAGACACCCGAAAUCCUAAAACCCUAGGAUGCUCCUCUCCCCUUCCAGCCUCUAUCACUGCCAUGCUCGCCAUACCAGCAGAAGCACUUCAUCUGUCUCACUCUCUCAACGCCCACUCAGAUUGGCAGUGCUUGGCGCUGGCUUUGCUGGCCUCUCCGUUGCUUGGCACUUGCUACAAGAAAGUCCUAAGGAUUUGAGGCUACGCAUUGACAUAUACGAUGAAGUUGGGAUUGGCGGAGGAGCUUCGGGAGUUUCUGGCGGUCUACUACACCCUUAUUCCCCUAAAGGCAAGCUGCUCUUGUGGGGUGCUGAUUGUUGGAAAGAGUGUUUAAAGCUUUUGAGCAUUGCGGAAGCAGCAGUUGGUCAAAACUCUUAUGGUUUCAUAGUUCGGAGAAGGGGCAUCUUGAGACCAGCAAUGAACAUGAAGAAUCUUCUUAUAUUGAACGAUAAUGCUCAGAAUUGCCUUGCCAGUUGCAGAAUAGAGACGGUUGAUAAGGAAACUGCUCAAAAUCUUGUACCCAAGUUAUGUAUGCCAUUUGAAUCAGCCUUCUAUAUGCCUGAAGCUGUAAAUAUCCAUCCCCAACGGUAUCUCCAGGCACUCUUCUUAGCAUGUGAAAAUUUGGUGAAAGAAUUAACGGCUUCUGGCUUUGGAGAGAAAGAGUUAUGUUUGCAUAAGAAAUCUAUUCACAAACUUCUCGACUUUGAAGGGGAAUAUGAUGCGGUGAUAGUAUGUCUAGGUGCCAAAGCAGAUUUGCUUCCAGAGCUCUCGGGAAAGCUUCCUUUGAGGACUUGCAGGGGUGUUGUUGCUCACAUGUUACUGCCUGCUGAUAUGGGAGAAGGUUAUCCAGACCAUAGCCCCUCAAUACUGUCAGAUGCGUGGCUUGCCUUCCAGGGGCCCCGCAGUUUAUAUAUGGGCUCAACAUGGGAAUGGAAAUCAAGAGACUCCUCACCAAAUGUCUCAGCUUAUGAAUCCUCAAGUGCUCUUGAAGACCUCAUACCAAAGGCCUCUUUGGUUUAUCCAUCUAUAAAGGAUUGGGCUUUCACUGGAGCAAGAGCUGGUCUGAGGGCAAUGCCACCUCUCACGCCGCAUGGAUCACUUCCGCUGUUGGGUUGUGUCAAUGAUGUUCUUGGUGGAAAUCGUACUUGUAAUUACUGGUUAUUUGGAGGACUUGGUUCAAGGGGAUUGUUCUACCAUGGUUGGCUUGGAAAACUGACUGCACAGGCUGUGCUGUCCUCCAAUGAAGAAUUGAUUCCAUAUGAACUAACCUUCUGGAAGAGAAUAAAGCAGUGAUUCAGUGUUAGCACUUAUCUGAAGCAUUCAAAUGGGUAGAGCUCUGCUACUGCCUACUGGAAAUUUGGAUUGCAGUCUUUUGCUCGUCUUGUGCUUUCUCUGUGGGAGGGUAAGAAUAU
Juglans microcarpa x Juglans regia is the source of this 1418-nucleotide messenger RNA. RefSeq lists its product as uncharacterized. The coding region runs from base 37 to 1299 and encodes 420 amino acids. The record is from RefSeq and is a predicted model, not a curated record. Gene Ontology annotation, molecular function: oxidoreductase activity. The transcript has 9 exons. Gene Ontology annotation, cellular component: cytoplasm. Lineage: Eukaryota; Viridiplantae; Streptophyta; Magnoliopsida; Fagales; Juglandaceae.